AAAAGUUCUGACCUAUCCACAGCGCUCCACUUUACCCUCGCCUACAUCACACACACACCUGUCCUGCUCACGGUCAACAGAUAAUCUCAGUACACACUGAUACGCAUGGAGACCUCCAUUGAGCAGUCUCGCUGGGUAUCGUCCUCAAUGAUGCCAUCAGAGGUGAUGCCAGCCUACCCAUCUGACUCCACUUAUUUGGCCCACAAUGAGGAGGGGUCAUUGUUCCCCUGCCCUGAGACUGAACACACUAGUUUCCCCUCUGUGUUCACCAGUCUUGCUCACAGCCGCGGCUCCGGAGCGUUUCAACACAACCCAGUAUAUCCCGUUUACUCCUCUCCAUUCCUCGGCAACCUGUCCUGGUUCGAAGGUUCAAUUGGUUCCUCUCUACCCAACCUCUUCCCGUCCUCUCCAUCAUCCUGGCACAGCAGUGCCUUAUCAAAGACAUCCUCCUCAUCUUUCUAUGCCUCCACUCCCCUCUCCUCCACCAAACCUCCUUGCUGUGCUCUUCCUCCUCCUAUCCCGGACCACAAAGAGGUGCUCAGUCUUCAGGAUAGUCUGAAAAGAGAGAGGAUGAGCCCUCCAGGAGGUGGGGAGGCGUUUGGUGGUGUGUAUCCACUCAACCAUUCUGUAAGCGGUGUGUAUGUGCAUACACACUCCUCAAAAGCGCACACACUGCCAAACUCACAGUCAAUAAGCCACUGCAGUCCAUAUGGGAGCAUGACACAGGAUUACAAUAGUGGAGUUCUCUAUGCACCCACAUCCUUCUCUCCGACAUUACGCAGCAAGAUGAGAUUCUCCCCUACAGAGGCACGAGAGUGUGUGAACUGUGGAGCCACUGCCACCCCUCUGUGGCGGCGCGAUGGAACGGGCCACUACCUCUGCAAUGCUUGCGGAUUGUACCACAAGAUGAACAGACAGAACCGGCCUCUUAUCCGACCCAAGAAGAGACUGGUGGUCAGUAAGCGAAUAGGCACACAGUGUGCAAACUGCCAGACCAGCACCACUACGUUGUGGAGACGCAACAUCAGCGGAGAGCCCGUGUGUAAUGCCUGCGGUCUCUAUUUCAAACUGCACAAUGUAAACAGGCCACUUUCUAUGAAGAAAGAAGCUAUACAGACACGGAACCGUAAAGUAUCAAGCAAAAACAGGAAAGAAAAGAAACUUAAUGCUGUAGAGGAGAAUCUGUAUUGUGAUUUUUCCAAGGGACAUAUCUCUGAUCAGUAUUUCGACUCAUAUUCUCUGAGCCCAGGGCAUCUGGGGGUCUACAGCCACUCUUCCCAUUCACUGUCACCCAGCACUACGUACCAUGGCCAUGCCACCCUGCCCUAUCCAUACCACCAAUCUGCUGCUAUCUUGCCCAGCAUGGUGUGAGAAACUGUACAAAAGACUGUAAGAAGUGUAUGGAUAGUUGGAAGAACAUCUGCCUGAUUCUGUUACGCAGAUAUAAUACACUCACAUUAACCCAGUCAUCAGCGAAAACACUCAGU
This is a messenger RNA of Xyrauchen texanus (razorback sucker), 1487 nucleotides long. Its product is annotated as GATA-binding factor 1-A-like. NCBI's taxonomy places the organism in Eukaryota, Metazoa, Chordata, Actinopteri, Cypriniformes, Catostomidae. Gene Ontology annotation, biological process: positive regulation of transcription by RNA polymerase II; negative regulation of transcription by RNA polymerase II; cell fate commitment. Gene Ontology annotation, molecular function: RNA polymerase II cis-regulatory region sequence-specific DNA binding; zinc ion binding; DNA-binding transcription factor activity, RNA polymerase II-specific. The transcript has 6 exons. The coding region runs from base 106 to 1371 and encodes 421 amino acids. The record is from RefSeq and is a predicted model, not a curated record.